Messenger RNA from Panicum hallii, 577 nucleotides. RefSeq names its product protein transport protein Sec61 subunit beta-like. The coding region runs from base 172 to 417 and encodes 81 amino acids. Gene Ontology annotation, biological process: intracellular protein transport. The record is from RefSeq and is a predicted model, not a curated record. The transcript is spliced from 2 exons. NCBI's taxonomy places the organism in Eukaryota, Viridiplantae, Streptophyta, Magnoliopsida, Poales, Poaceae. Gene Ontology annotation, cellular component: endoplasmic reticulum membrane; Sec61 translocon complex.
CAGUUGCUCACUCCUCAGUCCUCCCUCGGUCCCUCUCCCUCCCUCCCCACUCUCCACCCCCGGUCUCCGAUUUCCCCAGUUCCAGUUUCCACAGGACCCCAAUCGCGAAAUCUCCUCACCCGCCGGCAAGCGGACCGUCACGGUCGUCUCGUCAAGAGAGGACUUAAAAAGAUGGUGGCCAAUGGUGAUGCACCCGCCAGAGGGAGUGCAGCAGCGGCUGCAAGCCUGCGCAGGCGUAGAACCACGAGCGGCGCUGCUGGUGGUGGCGGUGGUGCCAGCUCAAUGCUCCAGUUCUACACCGAUGAGGCUGCCGGGCGCAAGAUGUCCCCGAACACCGUUCUGAUUAUGAGCAUCGGGUUCGUCGCCGUGGUUGCGAUGCUGCAUGUUUUCGGGAAGCUCUACCGCACCUCCAACUAGUUUUGCUGUUACCAUGCCCAAGAAAGCAGAAUCUGUCAAGAGAGGAACCCUGUAGGCUGUAGAGCGAAUGUAAUGGAUAGCAAGUGACUAUCAGAUUCUGAAGAGAUUUUGCUGUUUUAGAAGUUUAUACAACUUGCAACUCCGAGCUGCUAUAGUUAAA